Molecule: messenger RNA, 1851 nt
Organism: Silurus meridionalis
Lineage: Eukaryota; Metazoa; Chordata; Actinopteri; Siluriformes; Siluridae
Gene: rab8b
Product: RAB8B, member RAS oncogene family
Exons: 7
Coding region: 77-700 (207 amino acids)
Biological process (GO): protein localization to plasma membrane; Golgi vesicle fusion to target membrane; regulation of exocytosis
Cellular component (GO): endosome; synaptic vesicle; plasma membrane
Molecular function (GO): GTP binding; GTPase activity
Source: RefSeq, a predicted model, not a curated record
UAUGAAUUAGUGUCAGUGGUAUGGCCAGGACGCUCACUGCGAUCACACGUUCACGGUUGGAGCUCCGGUGUGGCAAAUGGCUAAAACCUACGAUUACCUCUUCAAGCUCUUGCUUAUCGGAGACAGCGGAGUUGGAAAGACGUGUCUUCUGUUCCGCUUCAGCGAGGACGCGUUCAACACCACCUUUAUCUCCACCAUCGGAAUUGACUUUAAAAUCCGGACAAUAGAGUUAAAUGGAAAGAAAAUUAAACUCCAGAUAUGGGACACAGCAGGACAGGAGAGAUUUAGGACUAUCACUACGGCAUACUACAGAGGAGCAAUGGGGAUUAUGCUUGUGUACGAUAUCACUAGUGAAAAGUCCUUUGAAAACAUUAAGAACUGGAUUCGGAACAUUGAGGAGCAUGCAUCAUCAGACGUAGAGCGGAUGAUCUUAGGAAAUAAAUGUGACAUGAACGAGAAGAGACAGGUGUCUAAGGAGAGAGGGGAGAAGUUGGCAAUAGAUUACGGAAUCAAGUUUUUAGAAACCAGCGCAAAAACCAGUGUAAAUGUAGAAGAAGCCUUUUUCACCCUAGCGAGAGACAUCAUGGCCAGACUCAACAGAAAAAUGAACGAUGGCAGCAAUUCAGAAGGUGGGGCACCAAUUAAGAUCACAGAGAAGCGUUCCAAGAAGCACGGCUUAUUCAGGUGCACACUCAUUUAAUGGACUCCAUCGAUUGGAAUGCAACUAUGGACUUGAUCUCUCUAGCUGCAGAAUCAGCUGGUAUGGAAGGUCAUUUGAGCCUCUACUGAGAGGUGCGCACUCAUGUUCUUACUGAGCAGGAAGACUCCUGUUCAUACAGACCAACCGUUGAGUUGGCAAAAAGGAUACUGUAGGGGUUCAAAGUUUCUAGUUUGUGAAAUGUCAUUGUUUCUUUUGGCCUUUUUUUGUGAUAAUCAAAGCACAUAUUUGAGUUUGACUGUCAUUUUUUUUAUAAUAUCAAAGCUUGAAUUAUUCCUUUUAUAGAGCCUUUAUUCAUAUUUUAUAAAGCUUUUAUAAGCAUAACAUGUUAUACUGCCAUUACACAUUGUUUAUGGGCAGAGAAGUAUCUCUAAAAUAUAUAGUAUAACUAGGAAAAUUGUGUGUAUAAUUAAAGGGCACCUUUAAAGAUUAAAAUAACGGUUGUGUCUUACGGUUUGUCUCACAGGCACGUAACCAUGUAUAGCACUGACAGAGAUCCUACACUCCCCAAAAGUGUGGAGACUUCAAAUAUAGAACAUGACAGCUAAAGAGCAUGAUGGGUAAAAGUACGCAUGUACAGUCUGUCCAUGUCUCUUUAAAGCAGCAGCCAGUCAAAACAAGUGACAAUGUAUAAAGCACAUGUUAGUUCAAGGGUCCCAGCUGUGAUCUUGUGUGUUGGUCUGUAGUCCAACAAAGCUUGCUGAUUCUCCUGUCAAAAGACAUUUAAAUGAACCUAAAGUUAAUAGAUGGCAGGAAAAUCAUUAAUCUGUGCUGGAUUAUGGUUUUGUAUGGAGCGAAGGGUAGCAUUAUUUACAUGCAUCACUGGUUAAUUAAUUCACCUUACACACCUUGUGUGAUUGGCGAAGGUUUGCAUGUCUGAAUGAUAAAAAAAUAUAGAAUAUCUGUAUAUGAAUGUAUAGGAAAACCACUAAUGCAUGCUUUUAUUGUUGUAUGUAUAAUGUACUAUUAAUUUUACUUGUUGGCAUUCUUGCUGCUAUGUAUAUUAACAAAGUACCACCUAUUCUUAUUGCUGUUUGUUUAAAGCCCAAAGUACUUUUGGUUUACACACAUCAUAACCUGUGAUAUCGAUUACUAGUAUCUUUUUGAAGGAAAAUACAAUUAUCAAAUAGACA